GUGUCAUAAGCCUCAUUUUUGUUACAGGAGACCCCCGUGGCUACUCCUCUAGAAAUUGUCGGUCCCAGGCCAGGAGACCUCUAGAGUCAUGGAGACCCCACUGCCUAUCUUCCUCCUUUCAAUUUUCAUCACUACAGGGGCCUCUCUGGAAUGUGAGAUUUGUGAGGGCCUUGGGCACUCUUGCAGUGGGCCUACGAACAAAUGCCCCCCUGGUUUCGACAGAUGUGCCAUUAUGCUGUCAGAGACUACAGUGGGAGCAAAGUUGAAGGCCAUUGUGAAGAGUUGUGUGCCAUCCAGUGCCUGCAACGAUGGCGUCACCAUCAUCAAUAUGGGCCAGACAGGAAGAGUAAAGACCCAAGUUUUCUGCUGUGUGGGGGACGAGUGCAGAACGAUGACCCCCACCUUGGCGCCCACAAAGACAAAGACAAAUGGCAAAGUUUGCCCGGCCUGCUAUGCUGUGCACAGUCUUGAGUGUGAGGAGGAGGAAGAGGUCAAAUGUUCUGGGGAUGAGAACUAUUGCCUUGACUUGUCUGGGACUACAACAGCAGGAGCCUUAGUUGUUACAACCAUCAUGAAGGGCUGUACGAACUCUGCAACCUGUCAGGAACUGAACAAACAUUCCGGCUCUUUCUCUGGAAUCAGUGUUGUCGCCUUAAGCAAUUGCAAGCCAGCUAACAGCUCCGGAGGCCACGGGGUCGUUCCAGGAUCAUUUGGACUAUUUUUUGCAACCCUUGCUGGCCUCUUGUCUGUAGUGCACCUUCCAUGAUUUUGCCCCCUGGGACAGAGGCUGGGCUGUUGUGACCCUCGCUUGGGGCUCUUGGAACCUAUGCAGACUGUAGGCUUUUCAGAGAAGACAGAACCUUCAGCCUACACUAGAGAUGGGGAGUCACACUUGCGAGGACCAAAUGUCUCUCUCUAUAUCAGCCUUGGGACU
Messenger RNA from Lacerta agilis (Sand lizard), 934 nucleotides. Its product is annotated as phospholipase A2 inhibitor and Ly6/PLAUR domain-containing protein-like. Gene Ontology annotation, molecular function: phospholipase inhibitor activity. NCBI's taxonomy places the organism in Eukaryota, Metazoa, Chordata, Lepidosauria, Squamata, Lacertidae. The transcript is spliced from 5 exons. The coding region runs from base 89 to 766 and encodes 225 amino acids. The record is from RefSeq and is a predicted model, not a curated record. Gene Ontology annotation, cellular component: extracellular region.